AGUAAUAGAUAACACUGAAGACAUGAACCACAUCAACAGAAAUGUGCUGGAUCGCGGCCGGCUGACACAUCAGGUGCUAAAGAGCACUCCUCUGGAUCUCAUAGAGACGGGAAAGGGGCUGAAGGUUCAGGCAGAGUGCCCCCAUCUGGUCAGUCUUGGGAGCGGUCGUCUCAGUACCGCCAUUACGCUGCUGACUCUGCCCGACGGAAAGACUACCCUGGGACAUGGAACAGUGGACAUCAACAUACAGGGUCCUGGAGUGGCAGCGCAGCAUUGCUUCAUUGAGAACAAGGCUGGAGUAAUUACCCUGCACCCUUGUGGGAACCAGUGCCUCAUGGAUGGACUGCCAGUCACCAAACCUGUACGCCUUUCUCAAGGCUGUAUGCUGUGUUUUGGCCAAUCGUCCUUCUUUCGCUUCAACCACCCUGAGGAGGCCUUCAGAAUGAAGAGCAUGAGGCCGGAGGUUCAUCACAGAACCAACGCAAAAACAAAUUUGGAUAGCAUAGUCAAUGGGAACCACCAGACCGGAGACCCUGAGUCUCACCCCGCCCAUCACGACAGAGUACGACCUGAACCCAGUGCUAUUGUCAGUUCCAUUGAGAAGGACAUUCAGGACAUUAUGGACUCCCUAGGUAUGGAUGACCCCCAACCCUCCUCCUCUAGUGAGCCCAAAAAGCCUCCUGGUUGCCCUUCUGCCCAGUCUCCGCUGUCCCCAAUGUUAAACGGCGGUGGCCGCUAUCUUCUGUCUCCCCCAAUGAGCCCUGGUGCUAUGUCAGUGGGCUCCAGUUAUGAAAAUAACUCUCCACCCUUCUCCCCCCUGUCUUCACCAUCAGCCGCAAGUACCGGCAGCUUUACUAGUCCUUCACCUAGUGGUUGUCAGGAUCAGAUUCCCUCUCUACCUCCGGUGCCGGUUAGAUCAUCUAGUUAUAAUUACACCAGCCAGCCCCCCAUACCUCAGCCUCGUACCAUUUUGCCCAACCAAAAGGUGCCAGAGAGCCCCCGCCUUCAGCGAAAGGCUCUAUUGGAAGCUCCACCAAGUCCCAAACCAUCUCGCAGGGCGUUAAGUCAUGAUAGUCCUGUAGGAAAGUCUCCUGACAGUCCCACACUGCCUUCAGUUUCAGGAUAUCCGGCAUCCAUCAAUUCACAAUCUAUCAGACUAGCAGUGCCAGCGAGUCCCAAACUGAGUUCCAAGUUUACCACCACGCCACCAUCUCCCUCUCCCUGCAGUCCCAGGCUCAAGGUGACCACCAGUCUUCAAGAACGCUCAUCCAGCCCCUUCCGUGAUAAAUCCCAGCCAGAUUGCUUAUUUACUUCAAGCCCUUCCCAGCCUCUUUCUCCCCCACCUCGGACAUUUCAGCCACCUCGGACAUUUCAGCCACCUCUGGACCCAAUCGUUCACAUCAUCCAGGGCGGGACCCCACAACCACACUCCCUUCAACCUCCAGAGAGUCCUCGGCUGGCCCGCAGGAGCCCAGAGACCAACGCUGGCAACAUAAGAGAUUUGCCCCCUCUUAGCCCUUCCAUGGCACGUAAAGGAGUGCCAGUGCUGCCUGGGGCACUCCCAGGAACCAUCCCGAACCAGGUCCCGGAGAGCUUUUCUGUCAAGCUGGUUCCAGAGAGCCCCAGGUCCAAGCGCAGAACAGCCUCAUCCUCUCAGGAGCCUUACAGCCCACGAAUGCAUGGGCGUAGUCCCUCACCCACCUCCGGACUGACCGAGAACGGUGGACGCAAAGGUAGCUUUGGGAAUACCCUGUCUCCUGCAUACAGUCUGGGUUCCCUGCCCGGAUCCUCACCUCUAGCAAGCCCUAGGACUCACAGAAAGAUGUCAGCAGGCCACAGGGACCUACGGAUCGGCCACCCAGGCAUGAGGGAGCGGAAAAACAGCAUCACAGAGAUCAGUGACAAUGAGGACGAACUUCUGGAAUACCACCGGCGUCAGCGCGAGGAGCGGCUCAGGGAGCAGGAAAUGGAAAGACUGGAGCGGCAGCGACUGGAGACCAUCCUGAACCUCUGUGCCGAGUACAAUAAGGGCGAUGGGCCAUGCAUGGCGGGCUACUCCGGGCCCUCGGAAACUCGGAGGCCGAGAGAGCUGGACGAGGACAAUCUCAGAGAGGAAUGCAGCAGUACAGAGAGUACGCACCAGGAUGCUAUGAGGACGCCGCACAGUUUUCAAAACGGAGACGCGACACAGAUGGAGGACGUAUCAGGCAGUAGAUCUAGACUGGAGCUGGGUUAUCUGGAGGAGGAGCGGGUGCGAGUGCUGGCCAGGGUGGACGAGCUGAAGGCUCGGUUCACAGAGCUGGAACAGCAGCUUCAGGAGAACAAGCAGGAGGCGGAAAUGGAGCGGGCACUGCUGCAGGGUGAGAGGCAGGCGGAGCUGGGGCAGAUCGAGGCCGAGACUGACAUAAUCAACCAGUUGCAGCACAAGGUCAGCGAACUAGAGAGCGCCAUCCAGAGGGAAAAGGACAAGGAGCGGGCGAAUGUUGACGCCAAGCGGGAAGCCCUGGAGAGGCUUCAGGACGGCUACAAUGAGCUGAAGAACCAGCUUCAUAACUGCCCUGAGUCUCUAAGGGAGCAGUUACAGGAGCAACUCAAAAGGGAAGCAGAGACGCUGGAGGCGGAGACGAAGCAGUUCGAGGACCUGGAGUUCCAGCAGUUGGAGAAAGAGAGCAGUCUGGAGGAGGAGCGGGAGACCAUGACCCAGCAGCUCCUGCAGGAGAAGGGACAGUAUCACAGCAGCAUGGCCAAAAGGAAGGAGAAGGUGGCAGCGCUGGAGAAGCAGGCCAAUCAGCUGGGUCUGCAGGCUGCACAGGAGUCUGAAAAACUGACCAAGGACAGAAGCGUCACCCUGCAGAUGCUGCAGAAGGAGAAGGAGAGACUCGCUGCUCUGGAGAAGAGAUACUUCAGCCUGACUGGAAGCAGAACUUUUCCUAAAACCUCCAGCACAAUGAAGGAGGACUUUGUUACCGCCGGCCACUCGAACCAGAUCUAUGGGAUGCCAAAGGUUGACUCCUCCCCCACUUCUCCUGGCCAAUCGCGCCGGCCUCCUCUCCCUGAGCUCGCCUUUUGCUGCCCUCCCUCUCCUCAUGGCUCCUCCCUUUCUCUUUCCUUUGAGCCGGACUGGCACAGGCCUCAAAUCUCCAGGCUAGAUUUAGAUCGCUGGUACCAGGAGGUGAUGGUAGCUGGAGGUGCCAGUUUGCUGAGCCCACAAUCUCCCAAAGCAAACGCUGCGUCGGCUCGCAGACCUCUGCAGGUGUACCGCUCCAGGUUGGACAGCGAUACCAGUCAGUCCUCACAGAAGCCGAAAGUCAGCGCCGGCCUUUCGCCCACAUACGCCUCUGCGACCCUCGGCCGCAACACUCCCUCCAGGAGCCCUGUCAUGGUGGUUGGCAGCACUGGCAGUUUACCACGCAACCUGGCUGCCACCUUACAGGACAUAGAGAUGAAAAGACAGCUGGCCCUGCAACAGAAAGACUUCCUCCCAUCGUCACCCGAGUCCUCCCCCACCACGGACAGACCCAAAGGUCAGCAGGUGAUCGAGGCGCAGCGGCGACGUCUGGCCGAACUGAAGCAGAAAGCUGCAGCUGAAGCCCAGUGCCAGUGGGAGGCGCUACACGGCUCCCACACUCAGUUCAGCAUCUCUCCGGCACCUGCGCUGGUUCAUCACUCCAUCCUUCACCACACAGCGCCCUCCGCUGGAGACGACAACUACGACACGCUCAGUCUGGAGAGCUCGGACAGCAUCGACACCAGCGUCUCCACCGGCAACACCUCGGCCUGCUCGCCGGAUAACAUGUCCAGUGUCAGCGGUAUGAACGCGCUAAAAAUCGAGGAGAUGGAGAAGCUCCUGAAAGAAGCUCAUUUUGAAAAAGCCAGACUCCUCGAGUCCAAAGAGCGAGAGAGCCAGGCUCGCAGGCAGCUGCUGGAGGAGGAGAGGAGGAGACGGGAAGAGGCUGAGAAGAGGCUGCAGGAGGAGACGGUCCACCGGCAGCAGCUGAUCGAGAAGGAGGUGAAGAUGAGAGCCAAGAACUUCUCUCAGGCUCGGCCCAUGACGCGCUACCUGCCCAUCCGCAAGGGGGAGUUCGACCUGCGCUCACACGUGGAGACCUCGGGCCACAACGUGGAUACCUGCUACCACAUCAUCAUCACCGAGAAGAUGUGCAAGGGUUACCUGGUCAAGAUGGGUGGCAAGAUCAAGUCGUGGAAGAAGCGCUGGUUUGUCUUCGAUCGCCUCAAACGCACGUUCGCCUACUACGCUGAUAAGCAUGAGACCAAGCUGAAGGGAGUGAUCUACUUCCAGGCCAUAGAGGAAGUUUAUUACGACCAUUUACGCAGUGCUACAAAGAAAGGCUUUUUCAACCUCAACCUGACGAGUAGUCCCAAUCCCUCUCUGACGUUCUGCGUGAAGACCCACGACAGACUCUACUACAUGGUGGCUCCGUCUGCAGAAGCCAUGAGGAUAUGGAUGGAUGUGAUUGUAACGGGAGCAGAGGGCUACACGCAGUUCAUGAACUAAAGACUGGACGAAAUGUUCAAGUGGAAGGAUCAGGGAAACUUCAGAUCAAUUCUUCUCCUGUUUACUGGCCCGGUCGUUUCCAAUCAAGAGGAACAGUUUGUAUUUUAUUUUGUAUUGUUUUUUCGUUCUUUUUUUAAAUUAGUUGUAUAUUCAGUUCAUCUGUACAGAUACACACAGUUUUUUUUUACACCUUAAAUAGUUCUUACAAGUCAAACUAAUCAGAGAUGCAAACUAUCAUUGUUUUUGUGUAUUUUUUGGGCAUCAGAGAUCCUUCGAUGGUAUUUUGAUUCUUUCGGUUUGCAUGACUCGGCUGUUCCUCAGCUAUUCUACAUUACUAGGUGUUCAUGUUUUUUAGAAGUGUUUUCUGUGCUUCAGGUGUAAUGUUGCCAAAUCUCUGACUUUGUGGCUUUGACUGACUGAUGAUCAGAGCUAAUAAUUAUACAGGUCGCACAUGUAGAGAUGAAAAUAUAUAUCAGUAAAUAUAUUAGUAUGUAUAUCAAAUGUUUCUAUCAAGAGUUUUUAGAAAAACAUCCGGUAUGACUGAACCGAAAACCUCGAUCACCAAAGCUCAGAGGCUCCUGCCCCCCAGUGUACGUGUAAUACUGAGGCCCUUAUUUACAAAGAUUGUGCUUGUGUACAAAGUGUCUGUCAAAGUGUUGAACUGUUUUGUCUGUUGCGUGUGUUUGCUGUCUUGGUUGUUACUUAAAAGUUUAGGGUACAGGGUGAAGUUGGAGCAAAUCGAUUAAUUUAGCUCCUAUAUGUUUACCUACAAAGUAUAAGCAUAUUUCCGAGAAUUAAUAAAAUAAAAUUGGAAUUAAGGGCACAUAAGGGCAGGUAAUAAUCUGAUGUGCAAGUAGGCUUGCCAUGAUUCUGAAAUUUUUGCUUAAGAUUACAAGAUUUUAUUAACAAAAAUGUAUGAAUGUAUGAAGAGCUCCCUCUUGUGGAGAAACUCCCACCUGGAAAAACUGAGUAAAUAAGCGCAGUCCAUAAGUUAGGUCCAUAUAAUAGUCCAUAAUUAAAAUAUUAUAAAUUAAUGAUUUAAUAAGGUUAGAAGUAAUUAAUUGCUAAUAAAAUCUGGCAGCAAUGCCAGCAGUAAAAAUUUAGCGAGACUGGCGACAAAUCAUGAUUUAUUGCUGACUGGCUUAUGCUCAAUGUGUGACUUUUUUUUUUUUUUUCCAUAUUUAACGAUAAUAGAUUCUAUUUUUUUAAUUUGAGGAGUUUUGAGUUCUCUCAAGAUCUUGCCUGGCAGUUGUAGCCUAGUGGGGCAAGUACUGGACUAAUAAUCCAAAGGUCACUGGUUAAAGCCCCACCACUGCCAGGUUGCCACUGUUGGGCCCUUGAGCAAGGCCCUUAACCCUUAAUUGCUUAGAAACUAUGAUGUCAUGGUACUGUAAGUCGCUUUGGAUGAAAGCGUCUGCUAAAUGCUAAAUGAUUUUAGCUAGCUCACUAAAAUCAUAAGAUUUUCACAAUCGGUAAGAAUACCGAGUGAUAAACCUUGAUGAUCCCAGUUUAAAUCUCACCCUGGACAAUUACUCAAACUCUGAAAUUAAUUCUAUUUAGGGCAGUUGUAGCCUAGUGGUUAAGGUAAUCAGAAGGUUGCCACUGUUGGGCCCUUGAGCAGGGCCCUUAACCCUCAGUUGCUUAGAUUGUAUACUGUCACAACUGUUAGUUGCUUUGGAUAAAAGCAUCUGUUAAAUGCCGAAAAUGUAAACUAUAAAUCGACCUUUCAAAUAUCUUUGAAAUGCCGUGAAAAAUGUCUUUUAUUAAAGUAUUCUCCACACAACCACUUAUCGUACACAGUUCUGUGUCUUGUUGCGCUCAUGAAUCAGUGUUUUGUUAACAGAUUUGUAAAUCAGGGCCUCAUUGUAACAAGGGUAAAUGAUAAAAUACGGUAGUCGAGUCUUUUUGCCAAGACUAAAAAUGUGAGUUUUCUUCACUGCCACCUGAAGUCUGAGUGAACAAAACAAUCAAACAAACAAGACAAACUUUUCAAGCCUCAUAAAACCGAUGCAAAUCAUUCAGUGCCUUGAUUUCCCUACAUUUCAUCACUGCGACUACCUGCAGGACCCAAACUAUAUAACGAAAUAUUGUUUACGUUUUGUAUACGUUUCUAUUCUCAGUCGGAUCAGUCUGAUGUAUGGAGGAAAAGCGAUGUGUGGUUCUAAAAGAUGCCGUAUCAGCUUUAAUAUGAUAUUUAAAAUGCUAAAUGAGACUGGAUUCAGUUUCACUACUUUUUUUCUUUUCUUUAGUGUUUUUUUUUUUUUCAGCUGGUCAUGUGUAACCUGAGAUCCUGUUAGACUUCCACCAGGCUGAACUAUGCUGUGAUUUUUUUUUAUGUGACUUGUUUUGUUUGUGUAACAACUAUUCAACACGGCCGUCACACUUUCCCCCCUGAAAUUCCUCCGUGUAUUCGAGCGGCGGCCAAAUACACUGACUCAGCAUUUCUACUGAUCCUGAUUAGUUUGCCAAUGUUUGAUGUCCGAUAUUUCACCAUGGCUGGAUAAAGAACGUGAAUACAUCUCAUCUCUGUCACACACACACACACACUCAUGCUGACUCUACACUAUGAUGGUACUGUUCAUGUGGCACUUUGGAUGGACUUUUCCAGAUUUAUUAAAAAGAAUAAGAAACACCCA
Messenger RNA from Trichomycterus rosablanca, 7152 nucleotides. RefSeq names its product pleckstrin homology-like domain, family B, member 1b (gene phldb1b). Bases 23 to 4516 code for a protein of 1497 amino acids. The record is from RefSeq and is a predicted model, not a curated record. The transcript is spliced from 24 exons. Gene Ontology annotation, biological process: regulation of microtubule cytoskeleton organization. Lineage: Eukaryota; Metazoa; Chordata; Actinopteri; Siluriformes; Trichomycteridae. Gene Ontology annotation, molecular function: protein binding. Gene Ontology annotation, cellular component: basal cortex.